Sceloporus undulatus (fence lizard) is the source of this 1230-nucleotide messenger RNA. Its product is annotated as calcineurin-binding protein cabin-1-like. The record is from RefSeq and is a predicted model, not a curated record. Gene Ontology annotation, biological process: chromatin organization. The coding region runs from base 1 to 1203 and encodes 400 amino acids. Gene Ontology annotation, cellular component: nucleus. The transcript is spliced from 6 exons. Gene Ontology annotation, molecular function: nucleosome binding; protein binding. NCBI's taxonomy places the organism in Eukaryota, Metazoa, Chordata, Lepidosauria, Squamata, Phrynosomatidae.
AUGCAGGUCCGCGUUUUGCAGAAGGAGCUGGCGGCGUCGACUUCAGAGGAUACGCAUCCGUACAAAGAGGAGCUUGAGACGGCGCUGGAGCAGUGCUUCUACUGCCUUUACGGAUAUCCCAGCAAGAAGAGCAAGGCGCGGUAUUUGGAGGAACAUUCCACGCAACAGGUGGAUCUGGCGUGGUCAGACGCCCUCUUCAUGUUCGAGUAUUUCAAACCCAAGACCCUCCCAGAGUUCGAUAGCUACAAGACCAGCACCGUCUCAGCUGACUUGGCCAACCUCCUCAAGAAAAUGGCCGCCAUCGUCCCGCGGACGGACAAGCCCUCGCUGCGCAUGGAGGAGCUCUCCGCGUACAUUGAAGGCACCCUCAGCAAGGUUCCGGCACUUCCUGACGGCGCCGACGACUCCCCACCAGUCGUGACGGAGCUGUACUACCUCCUGGCAGACUACCAUUUCAAGAACAAGGAGCAAGCCAAGGCCAUCAAGUUCUACAUGCACGAUAUCUGCGUCUGCCCAAACAGGUUCGACUCCUGGGCCGGGAUGGCAUUGGCGCGGGCGAGCCGCAUCCAGGACAAGCUCAACUCCAACGAGCUGAAGAGCGACGGGCCGAUUUGGAAGCACUCAAACCCGGUGCUGAGCUGCUUCCGUCGCGCACUGGAGAUCGACAGCUCCAACCUGUCACUCUGGAUUGAGUUCGGGACCAUGUCCUACGCGCUCCACUCCUUCGCCUCAAGGCAGCUCAAGCAGUGGAAAGGAGAACUGCCCGCUGAGGUGGUCAAGCAGAUGGAGGAGCGCCGCGACGCCAUGCUGGAGACGGCGCGCCAGUGCUUCUCGUCGGCGUCCCGCUGUGAAGGCGACGGCGAUGAGGAGGAGUGGCUGAUCCAUUACAUGCUCGGGAAGAUCGCAGAGAAGCGCCGCGAGGCGCCGCUGUCCUUCCUGGCGCACUACAAGCAGGCCGGCUAUUUCCUUCACGAAGAGGCUGCCCGCUACCCCAAGAAGAUCCACUACCACAACCCCCCAGAACUGGCCAUGGAGGCCCUGGAGGUCUACUUCCGUCUCCAUGCCUCCAUCUUGAAGCUGGUGGGGAGCGGCGACCCUUCAGAGGCGGAGGCCGAGAUGCUGGUGGCAUUCAUGAAGGAGGCAGCGGAGGGGCCCUUCGCCCGCGGAGAGGAGAAGAGCGCCCCCAAAAUGGCCGACAAGUGAGGGACCCUUGAUCCCCCUUCGUCCACU